Messenger RNA from Orussus abietinus, 2509 nucleotides. RefSeq names its product probable protein phosphatase 2C T23F11.1. The transcript has 5 exons. Gene Ontology annotation, biological process: protein dephosphorylation. Bases 635 to 1603 code for a protein of 322 amino acids. NCBI's taxonomy places the organism in Eukaryota, Metazoa, Arthropoda, Insecta, Hymenoptera, Orussidae. The record is from RefSeq and is a predicted model, not a curated record. Gene Ontology annotation, molecular function: cation binding; protein serine/threonine phosphatase activity.
CGAACCGAAUCUCUACUGUGAGUUUCUAUGUAGCAACUUUUUUACGCCUGACACUAGUUGGCAAUAGCUGUCAUUCAAAAGAUACUGAAAGAUACCGUGUAAAUACAAUGGGACAAUUAUCUGCAUUAAUGCUGGUAUUCCAUACAUGAUUUUAGAAAGUACAGAUCGGAACGUAAUGUGCAGGUUAUGGAACAGCCAGGAACAGCUGAGAGCAGAAUUGGUCGGAAGGGUUGAUUUGCGAGGGAAUUUACCUAAUGAGCACAUACUCGUAUCUCUAUAGACAAUUCAAAUCGUUGUCACGAGAUCCAGCUUGAUUAAAUUGGUCGUUAACAUUUAUAUACUAUUCUAAAUCUAACCUUCAUUGAUUGUGAUUUAAGUGACAUCUCAAAGUUGUACGAAGUUCCCAGUGAUUGAAAUGACUUUGACGACUUAACAUCUGACAUUUAAUUUUGGUGGAUAUCUCUGGAGUACUUGUGGUAUCGAUUGAGUAUCAGUGUGAAGAACUCGGUGCAAUGACACUUUAUCUAGUGUUCGGAAGUUUAACGCUUAACUUUGUAGCAUCAUUAAAAUGAGAGCAAUCAAUCUCUUUAGAAGUAUACAGUAAAUCACCGACGGUUUCCAUACAAUUUUGACAAUGGGACAGACACUAGGUGAACCGGUAACCACGAAAAAAUCAGCAUGUUGUCGCAAUUCCUCCUACCGCGUGGGUAGCUCAUGUAUGCAGGGUUGGCGCAUCAAAAUGGAAGAUUCUCACGUUCACAUUCUAUCUUUGCCUGACGAUCCAGGCACUGCGUUUUUCGCAGUGUACGAUGGCCACGGUGGUGUUGCUAUGGCACAAUACGCGGGGAUGCAUUUGCACGAAUACAUCAUCAAACGACCCGAGUACAAACAGGGCAAUAUCGCCGAAGCGAUUCGACAAGGCUUCCUUGACUUAGACAAAGCUGUGCGGUACGAUCCAUCCAUGAAGGACGAACAGUCUGGCACGACGGUCAUCGCGCUGCUAAUUAAGGACAAUAUUUUAUACAGCGCUAACGCCGGGGACAGUAGAGCAGUGGCGAGUGUCCUGGGAAGAACGGUGAUGCUCAGCGAGGACCACAAGCCGACGUUGGCGAGGGAACGCGAGCGCAUAGAGGCAGCAGGUGGCUGGGUAGAAUUCAACAGAGUCAACGGCCACUUGGCCCUAUCUCGUGCCCUAGGUGAUUUUGUGUUCAAGAUGAACGCAAACAAGCCAGCGGAGGAGCAGAUCGUCACGGCAUACCCGGACGUGCGACAGUUUGACAUAACCGAAGACUGGGAAUUCGCCCUCCUGGCGUGCGAUGGCAUUUGGGACGUGAUGAACAACGAGGACGUGGUGCAAUUCGUGCGCGACCGACUCGCAGGGUCCCUCGAGGCCAGCCCUCUGGUCGACCCCGAGGAGAUCUGCGAGGAGCUGAUGACUCGGUGCCUGGCGCCGGACGCUCUCAUGGGCACGGGAUGCGACAACAUGACGGUCGUCCUGGUCUGCUUCCUCCACGGCAAGUCGUACGUCGAGCUCCUGAAGAGGUGUCGGCAGCCUGCGCCCGACCUCCCUCUGCCUGACUCGCCCGAGACGUCGCGAGGGUGACGGCCCUCGUUCCGGUUUUAUCUUAUUAAAUUACACGUAACUGCGGACGAAACGCCCAUCUCGUCUCUUCCCGUCUUCCCUGUUGGCAAAGAGUCCAGAAGUUCCAAGGAAGCCCAGACCCUAUGUCAGCGCUCGAUGCUCUAAACGUUGGCUAAAAAGCAGGAUUAGGGGUAAAAAAGAGAUCGCAUGUGUUAGCCAACGUUAUCUUACAUACGGGAGGAAGAGAGACGCACAUAGAAAGGCGAAUACUCUGUGUAAGAUAAAGAAAUAAUGCAAUUCGUUAUACAUCGCCGUAAGACUAAGAGAGACGGAGAGAUGAUUACAGCGCCGCCAUCCGUUGGCUAACAUACUAUUUAUCGAGCAUCGAACGUCCGUAUCCUUCUGGGCUUCUAUGGAGACUUCUGAAUUCUUUGCUGUUGAGCACACUGUUAAAAAUCCUUCGAUACUUCGAACGCCUUCGAAUACAAUAGUAUCCUACAAGAAGGAACAGUCAUUCGGAACGGAAAUAGGACAGAUGUGAACAGAGUUUUUAACAAUUGCGGUCUUGUGGAAGUAUUCGAUAUUUGGAACACUUUCGAAUACGAACGUGUCUCGAAACUGAACAAAUGUACACGACACUUGGAGAUAUGUUGAAAAGAACAUCAACUACGCGUGUACUCUACUAUAUUUCCAAAAAAUGUUUUUAACAGUGCACUUUGAGAUGAUAUGAAUUCAUCUAUACCCUUUUUGGUGGUAACGUCAUUUUGAAUACUCAAGUGGUAACAUAAGCUGGCGCGUCACGGUACCGACAUUUAUAUUUAUGUCGAAGUCUUUUACAGUCUACGUUGAGAAUUAUACGAAGUGAAGUAUUCCAUUAUGUCGUUUUGAUAAAGUAAUGAUAAAGAAAUCGAUGUACAACUGUCGAAA